Apodemus sylvaticus (European woodmouse) is the source of this 1506-nucleotide messenger RNA. RefSeq names its product tRNA (guanine(6)-N2)-methyltransferase THUMP3-like. The record is from RefSeq and is a predicted model, not a curated record. Gene Ontology annotation, biological process: tRNA methylation. Gene Ontology annotation, molecular function: tRNA (guanine) methyltransferase activity; RNA binding. Lineage: Eukaryota; Metazoa; Chordata; Mammalia; Rodentia; Muridae.
AUGUCUGACACUCACGAAACUACCAGAGAGCGCCUGGAUAUGAACCUUGAUGAGAACAAGAAGCCUGUGUCCCUGGUAGAAAGUGACGUCAGAAGUGAGCCUGAGCAUCUCCCAGUCAUUAUUGGAGCCACUGUACCUACUGGCUUUGAACAAACAGCUGCAGAUGAAGUGAGAGAGAGAUUGAAGUCAUCUUGCAGAAUCAGCAAAGACCAGGGCAAGAUAUAUUUUGAUAUUGUAGUGGAAAGUCUGGCUCAGGUUCAUUGUCUGAGAUCAGUUGAUAACUUGUUUGUGGCUGUUCAGGAAUUUAAAGAUGACCAGUUCAAAGCUACAAAGGAAGAAGUUCUAAGAGACUUUGAAGAACCGGCUGGAAAACUCCCCAAGUCAGACCCUUUGAAAGUCUGGCAAAUUAACACUACUUUCAAGAAGAAAGCAAAACAGAGAAAGGCAAAUCAGAGUGCAGGGAAAGAGAAGGCUGACUGUGGACAAGGAGGCAAAGCAGAUGAGAAAGAUGGCAAGAAAAAGCAUGCCCACAGCACUUCAGAUUCACAUAUCUUGGACUAUUAUGAAAAUCCAGCCAUCAAAGAAGAGAUAUCAACCUUAGUAGGUGAUGUCUCGGCAUCUUGCAAAGAUGAAACUGGUCAAAGCUUAAGAGAAGAAACUGAACCACAAGUACAGAAGGUUAGAGUCACCUGCAACAGAGCAAGAGAGAAACAUUGCUUUACUUCCAAUGAGGCUGCGAGAAAUUUUGGUGGUCCUAUUCAAGAGUACUUUGAGUGGAAGGCUGAUAUGAACAACUUUCAUGUAGAGGUUCUCCUGAACAUCCAUGACUAUGAAGUCAUUGCUGAGAUUGCACUGACAGAAAAGAGUCUGCAUUGCAGGAAGAUUACACAUUUUGGGCCUACAACUCUUAGGUCAACUCUUGCCUAUGGGAUGCUCAGGUACUAUGAACCGAAACCUACUGAUAUAAUAGUGGAUCCAAUGUGUCAAGCAGGGACAAUACCAAUAGAGAGGGCUACUGAGUGGUCUCACUGUUACCAUAUUGCUGGGAACAACAACCCACUGGCAGUGAACAGAGCAGCAAAUAACAUUUCCUCUCUAUUAACUAAGAACCAGAUUAAAGAUGGAAAAACAUCCCGAGGUUUGCCCACUGAUGUUGUUCAGUGGGAUAUCUGCAACCUCCCACUUCAAACUGCUUCUGUGGAUAUUAUUAUAACAGAUAUGCCAUUUGGAAAAAGGAUGGGCUCCAAAAAGAGAAAUUGGAAUCUAUAUCCAGCUUGCCUUCAGGAAAUGAGCCGUGUCUGUAGACCAGGGACAGGUAGCACUGUACUGCUUAUUCAGGACAAGAAAUGUUUUACCAAGGCCUUAUCUGGAAUGGGACAUGUGUGGCGAAAGGUCCAUACAGUCUGGGUGAACAUUGGGGGCCUUCAUGCUACAGUUUAUCUUCUAAAACACAUUCUUCAAGCCUUUGUUCAUCCUUCAGAUCAAGGAGGAAGAGACCUUCCUUGA